GGAAACUUCUGCGCAUGUGCAGUCCUUUGAGGCCGCUAGCUCAGACUUGAAAGCGCCCGACGGGACUGAAAACGAGGCGUUGGGCAGGUACAUUGAACGAUCCGGUAAUGUGGUAGGAAUAGAAGCAGCAGACACAGAAAUGAAUGCUUUGCUCGCAAGAGAGAAAAGUGGUGUAAUCAAAAUUCAAGACCAAGAUGAAGAAGGUGAAAAUCUGGAAGAGCUGGAGGAAAAUGCGGUUGAAGACUUUGGGCCAAUCGAAGAGGAUGGAGAGAGGAGCCUUUCCUCCUCCUCUUCUUCCUCCACCUCCGCCCCUACCUCAACCUCGCCUUCCUCCAUCUGGCCCCCUCCAUCAUGGGCGUGGCCCCUCGACCCCGACCAUGAAGCCUAUGGGAGAGACAUGUUCAAGAUUCGCUUUCCCCCUUCCGCCGCCGCCUCCAAUGCAACUUGCACGGGCGCUGGCAGCCUCGAUGAGGACUUGGACUUCACCCUUGUCUCCCAAAGCUCGCCUGACAGAAUCUGGAUGCUCCCUCAUAUCUGUGAGCGGUGGGAAGGGCCCAUAAUCGUCGCCAUCUUCAUGCACGGCUUCACCGCCGAGCACGACGCCUUCAUGGCAAACCUGAAGUGCCCCCAGCUGCAAUGUCUCCCAGUGCACCCCUCUGUCCCUGCCUCCAGCUCCAUUCCCGCCUCAGUAUGGGCCGCACCAAACCUAUAUCCUGUCAAUGCCUUGCGAAAUCUCGCGAUCUCGGAAGUGAGAACGACGCACUUCCUUCUCACGGACAUGGACCUG
Messenger RNA from Nannochloropsis gaditana CCMP526, 787 nucleotides. RefSeq lists its product as uncharacterized. The transcript has a single exon. The record is from RefSeq and is a predicted model, not a curated record. Gene Ontology annotation, biological process: protein O-linked glycosylation via mannose. Gene Ontology annotation, molecular function: xylosyltransferase activity; glucuronosyltransferase activity. The annotation marks the transcript as partial.